Gopherus flavomarginatus (Mexican gopher tortoise) is the source of this 1047-nucleotide messenger RNA. RefSeq names its product melanin concentrating hormone receptor 2 (gene MCHR2). Gene Ontology annotation, biological process: neuropeptide signaling pathway. The transcript is spliced from 5 exons. NCBI's taxonomy places the organism in Eukaryota, Metazoa, Chordata, Testudines, Testudinidae. The coding region runs from base 1 to 1032 and encodes 343 amino acids. Gene Ontology annotation, cellular component: neuron projection; membrane. The record is from RefSeq and is a predicted model, not a curated record. Gene Ontology annotation, molecular function: G protein-coupled receptor activity; neuropeptide binding.
AUGAAUGAAGUCCAGCCUUCCUGUUGGAAUAGCACACCUGUCUUGUUCAACAAAUCUUGGAGUGGAGGGCAUUAUUACCAAGUGAUCAGUGCAGCAGAAACAAUCAUCCUUCCCUCUCUAAUUGGGAUUAUCUGCUCUAUGGGAUUAGUUGGCAAUAUCCUCAUUGUGUUCACUAUAGUAAGGUCUAGAAAAAAAAACAUUCCAGAUAUCUAUAUCUGCAAUCUGGCUGUAGCAGAUUUGGUUCAUAUCAUUGGCAUGCCCUUUCUCAUUCAUCAGUGGGCCCGUGGAGGAGAGUGGGUGUUUGGCAGCCCUCUGUGUACCAUCAUUACAUCCUUAGACACAUGCAACCAGUUUGCAUGCAGCGCUAUUAUGACAGUCAUGAGUUUGGACAGGUACUUGGCUCUUGUCCAACCAUUUCGCCUCACUAACCUGAGAACAAGAUCAAAGACUAUUCGCGUUAAUUUAUGCCUGUGGGCAGCUUCACUGAUCCUUGUGUUUCCUGUGUGGGUCUACUCCAAAGUAAUCAAAUUCAAAGACGGCUUAGAGAGUUGUGCUUUCGAUCUAACGUCACCUGAUGAUGUACUUUGGUACACGCUUUAUCUGACUAUCACAACUUUCUUUUUCCCAUUACCACUGAUAUUCAUUUGCUAUAUAUUGAUUUUAUGUUACACAUGGGAGAUGUAUCAGCAAAACAAGCAAGCAGGAUGUUGCAAUACCAGUGUCCCAAGACAACGGGUCAUGAGACUGACUAAGAUGGUGCUGGUGCUGGUCGGUGUAUUUGUUGUAAGUGCUGCUCCAUACCACGUGAUACAGCUCGUGAAUCUUCAGAUUUCUCAGCCAUCACUGACAUUCUAUGUGAGCUAUUACUUCUCCAUCUGCCUUAGUUAUGCCAGCAGUGGCAUUAACCCUUUCCUUUACAUACUACUUAGCGGGAACUUUCGGAAGCGUCUGAUUCGGUGCACAAAUGUCAAGCUCAAGAUAACAGAACGUGAAGUUAACAACAUUGAAAACACACUGAGGUCAAGCUUUUAAAAGGAGAGUCUAUUC